Motacilla alba alba is the source of this 4651-nucleotide messenger RNA. RefSeq names its product BORA aurora kinase A activator (gene BORA). The coding region runs from base 177 to 1979 and encodes 600 amino acids. The record is from RefSeq and is a predicted model, not a curated record. Gene Ontology annotation, cellular component: nucleus; cytoplasm. NCBI's taxonomy places the organism in Eukaryota, Metazoa, Chordata, Aves, Passeriformes, Motacillidae. Gene Ontology annotation, molecular function: protein kinase binding. Gene Ontology annotation, biological process: regulation of mitotic nuclear division; regulation of mitotic spindle organization; activation of protein kinase activity. The transcript is spliced from 12 exons.
GCGGCGGGAGCGGCGCGGCGGCGGCGGCCGUCGUAUAACGGCGGCAGGUGGCUGUGCCCGCAUCCCCGGCAUUCCCGGCACUCCCGGCAUCGCCUCCUCGGCGGCGGGGCUUGGGAGAGCGGCGAGCGGCUCGGCGCGGUGGCACCGUCCCGGGGAGAAGUGUAUAGCUUAGUGUUAUGGGUGAUACAGAAGAAGCUAAAAUGCAGAUAACACCAGAAACUCCAGGACGAGUCACAAUCCUGAAUCCGUUUGAAAGUCCCAGUGAUUAUUAUACUCUUCAGGAGCAGAUUGUUUCCAGUCCUUCAGUCUUUAAGUCAACGAAAUCCUCAUCUACACCAGGAAAAUUCAGAUGGUCUAUUGAUCAGCUUGCUCUAAUAAAUCCUGUGGAAAUAGACUCAGAAGACAUUCGACGCCAAGGAAUGUAUUUGAGCUGUGCUAGAAUUGAUAAGGAGACAGAAGACAGAAGGCAAAAAGCUAUUGAGGAGUUUUUCACAAAAAAACUCAUAGUUCCUUCUCCUUGGAUUGAACAUGAAGGCAAGCAAGUUUCUCAGUUUAAUUCAACUAAAUCCAUAGAUAUAAAUGACAUUUCUCCGAUUGGAAGACAGCUGAGCUUGCAGCCUGGGAAAAGCAAUGCUGCUUGUCAGACAGUACUGUCUUUGCCAGUGGAUUUUAAUUUAGAGAAAAUACUAGGUGAAUAUUUUAGAACUGAUGAAUUUGCAGAUCAGUCUCAGGAAAAUCUGAGCUCUUCAUCACUCAGAAGAAAGCUGUUUUUAGAAGAAAAUGGGAAUGUAUCUGCAUGUUUGUCCCCUUCUUUGCAUAGUCCAUGUGGUAGUCAGCCACUUGGAGUGCUUUGUUCAAUAGAAUUAUCUCCAGUCCGGUGCAGAAGCCCCCUGGACACAUCUAGUUCAGGUCAGUUUUCAUCAAGUCCUAUUCAGGGAGGAACAAGAACUUACAGUCUGGGAAGUAUAACCAGUCCCCCAUUUUCAGAGGGCUCUCCUGCACCUAAUGGUUCUCCUGCUUUUUCACCAAUUGCUUUUCACAUAAGAAAAACACCACUCUCAGACCAAAGAAAAUUUACAUUUCGUUCUCCAGAUAUUCCUCCUUCCUCAAAUAGAAUGACACCCCCAAGCACAAGAAGUCCAUACAUAGAUGGUUGUUCUCCAAUCAAAAAUUGCUCUCCUAUGAGACUUGGAGCCUGCAGAGGAACUGCCCAAUAUCAGACUUCAGUCAUUAGAAUACCAAUUGCAGUUGAGAAUCAUGAGGAUGAGGAAGACAAGGAAAACACUUCUCCAGCAGAGGCUCGGUUCCCAGAAAUGGAUAAUGGAAUAAAGGUACAUCAGGAAGACGGUGAUACUUUUGCACAUGGUACACAUCUCGUGGUGGCAACUGUGUCUAUUGCACCAGAUCACUCAGAAGGUUGUCAUCAAAGGUUGUCAUCAUUUCAGGAUAUAGAAGGCUUAAAGGAAAAUAAUACCGUAGACAUGGCUGAUGCAGCUGAAGUGUCAGAGGAAAACACUUGGAUGAAAGAAACAAUUGGCAGUAGCAAUACACCAAUGACCAGCUUUAUGACAGGCAUUACUUUCAGUAUUGAAAGCUCUCGCAUGUGCAUGUCACCUCUUGCAGAAAGCAGCGCAAUUCCUUGUGACAACAGUAGUAUUCAGGUGGACAGUGGUUACAAUACACAGACUUGUGGAAACAGCAUUAUGGAUACUGCAGGGGCUGAAAACAGUUGUAGAGAAAAUGAUGUGAACACUAUUGUGUUUCAGAAUAAAUCUCAGCUGCUUAGAACAAAGGAGUGUUCUGUUUUAAGCCAUAAGGACAAUCAGUUGCUGAGAACAAAAUCUCCAGAGAAGCAAUCCUGUUUUCAAAAAGCCAAAACACAUAGCACAGUAUUUGGUCAAAAUGGAACUUGCAACAUUUCUGCUUGGAAACAUAAAAAUGAAAAUCAAGUUCGGGGAUUUCACAAAAGUGGUAUGUAGUUUUCUGAUGGAGAACUUAAUCUGUGGUUUCUAAUAAAUUUUUGUACAUAUGACCUCAAUUACCUGGAUUAUAUAUACUAUUUUGCUUUUCUAAUGCAAAUGUAAUAAACUGUUUGGUAUACAUGAAAGGAAGUUUUUCAAUCGUGGGAUUUUUCAGGUCUUAUUAAGAAAUUUAUUGGUGUUAUUAAGUGAUCCUUUUUGAAAUUUUAAGUGUCUAGAUUUGCUACAGAGAAACAACAGGGUUUUUUUUCAGAAUUGUAUUUCUUCUCUGACCAGGGUGGAUUCCAUGAGCAGCCUAGGAUAACUUGCAUAGGAACCAGUAUAACUGCAAAAUCACAUUUUAAGAUUUAUCCCUCCUAAAGGCAUGAGGGACAUUCUUUGUGGGAAAGAAAAAGUGGAAGGGGUAUUAGUCUGGUUUUGGAUUGAUUUUCUCCAACCAGAUAUAUUGUGUGGCUUCAUAAAUACUACCACUAGUACCAAGAGAAGUCACUGGACAGAAAUGAACUGCUGGGGUGUGAUGAGAGCAAAUGCCAAGUUUAGUUCUCUUAGAAACACAGAAUUAGCUUUAUGUCCUUCGUUUGACAGAAAUCUGUGAUGUUAGUUAGGUUUAAGUAAAAUGUAUUAUUGGUUACCUUAAAUUAAAAGAUAGUGUUGUUGCUUUGGUAAUUGUAUUAGUACUAAACUUGGAGUUGAUCACCUGACACUACCUGUGUCUCUGAAGAACAGCUGUGUCCAAAUUGAUGCUCUGGUUCUCUUUGGAAGGAACCUAAGAAGGUGCAAUAAGAUUCACUGGUCUCAGUACUAUCACUAAGAAAAUGGUGCUGCCUUUCUUCCUUCCUAGUAUUAUUAUGUUGCUUACAGAAGUUACCAAAAUACUUAGAUAAGUCCUUUAAAAAAAUUAACUUUUGCAUGCCAUUUAUUACCAAAAUUAUUAAUACAAGCGAACUUUUGAUCUUUUUAAGAAAACCAUCAGUUAAUUAAAAUGAUGGAUUGAGGUGGGGGUUUAGAAGACCAGAACUCCCUUUGUGUAAUCAAAUCAGAUUUAGUUGAAUGUGCUUGUAUUUGUUUAAAAGAACCUUCUGGAAUUUAUAAAUGUGAAUAGGGGGAAAAAAAUCCAUCUGGCAAUCUUGUGGCCUGAGUGAGUGACCAAGAGGGAAAGAAGAGAUAAGGGAUACAGUGGUAUUUCUGGGCUCUGUGUAUGUUGAGCUCUGGUAAAUUUCUUUAGAUUAAUGAAAAAGAGAAGUCCAUUCUAACAAGUGUUCCAGGUGCAGCAGCCAUCCUCUUUUUAUAGCAGGGAUGUCCCAGGAUACUGGAUGGAAGUUCUGCCUUCUGUUCUAUUCCACAACCCACAGAAAAGCUUGUACCAAAGUGACAGACGGUGGCUGAUGAACAGCUAUUGGCACACUAGGCCUGAAACCUAUUGGUCAGAUCUAAAUUUGAAGGCAUUUUAAAAAAAUCUCAAAAGGAGAGGUGUGAACAGAAUCUCUUGGCAUUAAAAUCAAUGUGUUAGACUUGAGAGUUGUGUGUUGUUUGACUAGAACAGUUCUUGAAAUGCUUCCAUUAAUAAUUUCCUAGUGAAGCCUUUCUGAAAAGAGUAUUUAAGUAAAGGGGAAACGUCUGUCUGCAUCACUUGAUUGUAGUUCUCACAUUGCAAAAAUAAAUACAAAGAAAAAUUUACUUUAGAAAUCUAAUGAGCAAACAUGAUGUGUAUUAUUUUUACUUCUGUAGCAGUUUAAUCACUAUUUCUGUAAUGCAUGUGGGAUUGACAGUAAUGGAAUCCAGUGUCAUAUAUUAGCUGUUUCAUUAUCUUCAAACAGUGCCCUACAAGAAGCUAGAAAUACACUGAACUGAUAACUGUUAAGGAAUGAACUUUGUUAAAAGUAGAUGAACUCAGACUUCUGGAAAACUAAUUUUAUAGAAUAGGGCCUUCAAAAUGUUCUUAGCUUUAGCUUCUGAGUUUUGUCACUCAAAAGCAGGAUACAACUUGUCUGAGAUUUAAAAGUUAUGUAUGACCUUGUGUCAUUUCUGUUUCUCAUGAUAAUUUUAACAACAAUCAGUUGAAAGGACUAUACAAAGGAUUUAUUUUUGCAAUUGUGAUUUACUAAAAUAGUAAUGUAAAUUUAAUGAAUAGCAGGGUAGCCCAAAUUAUGUGUUUCUGAAUUUUUCUGAGUUACAUGAAUAAUUUAAGAUUUGGUUUUACUUCUUAACUAAGUUUUUUAAUUAUUUUCAUAGUAUGUUAAACAAUUGCAGGCUUUUGAAGGAUUCACAAGUAAAAAAGCAAUCCCUAACAUACUUAAUUUUAUCCUGUAUUAGUAUUUUCUUAAAGCUAAGAAAAGAGUAGAAAUGGGUGAAUGUGAGAAGUUAUUAAGGAUGCCCCCACCUGGAUUGCCUGCAUUUUUUUGUCCUGUUUUGUAGUCUUCAGUUAGAUAGGAAAUAUUUAUUUUAUGGAAACAUGCCUAUUUUUUUAUCAUGUUUGUACAACUGAUUUGUAGAAGAAACCUGCUGUGCAAAUUACCAUGGAAAUCACUUGACCAUUCUGUUUCUGUAGUUGUUCUUAAUGCAUUGGUUGGCACACAUUGCACAAAACGGUCAUUGUUUACAUUAAAUUAAUAUAAGUAGUUUUAACGAGAGUCCUUUAACAUGUCUAAUUGUAAACUGAGUAGUGAAACAGA